Molecule: messenger RNA, 3056 nt
Organism: Condylostylus longicornis
Lineage: Eukaryota; Metazoa; Arthropoda; Insecta; Diptera; Dolichopodidae
Product: hybrid signal transduction histidine kinase M-like
Exons: 5
Coding region: 442-2865 (807 amino acids)
Biological process (GO): regulation of DNA-templated transcription
Molecular function (GO): DNA-binding transcription factor activity, RNA polymerase II-specific; RNA polymerase II cis-regulatory region sequence-specific DNA binding
Source: RefSeq, a predicted model, not a curated record
GAAAAAUAUUGUUUAUACAAUUAAAUUAUUUCCAUGAAUUUUCUUCCAAAAUAUAUUUAAUAAUACUUAGAUAAAAAAAGAUUGUUUAACAAUAAGGCGUCUGUAUCGUAGCUUAAAUCAAGCAAAAGAGUUUCUUUUUACUUCGCGCGGAGGAUCUUCGAAUGUCGCCUACAGUAGUCCUAUACCUAGGUUCUUGGUAAACUGCAGCUCUGCAACCAUGUCAAGGAGCGAGAUUCACAAAGUUACAAAGUUCCUCUGAAAAUAUUUCAAUUGCAAUCGCGCUCCCGACUCUUCAUUAUAUCGUGCUAUAAGCAACGAUUUAAAUAUAUAGCUGAGUAAUUAUAAAUCAUGGGUUAAAUGUUUAUUAACAACGUAACUUAAUUUAGUAGUUAAUUUUUCAACAUUUUGAGGACGUCAUUAUUGUAAUGUGUUGUGUUAAAUAUGACUGAUAUUAAACAAUCUCAACACCAUCAAAAUCAACAACAUGAACAAUAUGAUCAUCAUAAUUCCAAUCAAAUGAUACCAGAAGAAUUAUAUAAUUUAACACAAUUAGCUGAAGUAACAUUGGCAGCUGGUUAUAUAAACAAAGAUAAAUCUAAAGAUGAAAUCAAUUCAAUGAAUACAUUAACAACAUAUCAACAAAAAUAUCCAAUAAAUUCAAUAGAAAUUAAUAAAAAUUUUAAAGAAUUUAAAUAUAAAAAAAAUAAUUAUGAUGAUUUGCGGCAAGAAAGCAAUCAAACACCAAUGAUUGAUACAAAUUAUUUAAAUAAUCAUACAAAUAAUCAAUUUCAUAAGAAUAAUAUAAUUAACUAUAAUAAUUUUAAUAUAUAUAAUAAAAAUUGUAAUCAAAAUAUUAAUGGUAAUUUAAAUAUAAGUAAUAUUAAUAAUGAACAUAAUAUUAAAAUAAAUAAUAAUGACAAAGACAAUAUGAAUACAAAUUAUAAUAAUAUUAACAAUAAUAAUAAUAAUAAUAAUAAUAAUAAUAACAAUGAUGCAAGAAUAACAAAUUUCUAUUCAUUUCCAUUAUCUGAAAAUAAAGAUAAUAUAACAAAUACAUUAUCUUUAUCAUCAUCAUCUUCAUCAACUUCAUUAUUACUAUCACAAUCAAUAGAUAAUCAGAAUAUAAAUACAUUUUCAACACCUCCAUUAUUACAAUCUUCAUCAUCAUCAUUAUCAUCAUCGUCAUCAUUGUCAGAUGAUGAAACUUCUUCACAUUACAGUCAUAAAAUAUUUGAUCGAAAAGCAUCUAGAAGAUCAACACUUUCUGAUUUAAUACGAUAUGAUGAUUCAAUAUCAUGUAGCAGUACAAAUAGUAAUGAUGAUAUACCUAAAAAAGACAAUAACAAUAAUAAAUAUAAUAUUAAUAAAAAAUAUUUUCAUACAAAUUGUAGUAAUAAUAACAAUAAUAAUAGCAAUUGCAACAGCAAUGAUAAUAAUUGUAAUAACAUUAGAACUACUACUAGUAAUAAUCAACAAAUGAUUAUAAAUGAUGGUAUUAAUUUAAAUAAUAAUAAUAAUAUUAAUCAUUUUGAAAACAAUAAUGCUGCGUGUAAUAGUAAUAAUAAUAGUAUUAAUAAAGAAUUUGAACAAGGCAAUUUAUUAAAUACAUCUGAAUCUAAUUCAAUACUGACUAGUAGUAGUGAAGACGAACAUAUUUGUCCAGAAUGUGGUAAAAAAUAUUCAACAUCAUCAAAUUUAGCAAGACAUAGGCAAACGCAUAGAUCAAUCUCAGAUAAAAAAGCUAGAAAAUGUCCAUUUUGUGAAAAAGUUUAUGUUUCAAUGCCAGCAUUUUCUAUGCAUGUUCGAACACAUAAUCAAGGUUGUAAAUGUGAACAUUGUGGCAAAUGUUUUUCUCGGCCAUGGUUGCUGCAAGGUCAUAUAAGAACACAUACCGGUGAGAAACCAUUUCAUUGCGGUAUUUGUUCUAAAGCAUUCGCCGAUAAGUCAAAUCUUCGUGCACAUAUACAAACACAUUCGAAUACAAAACCACAUUCAUGUCGACGAUGUGGUAAAUCAUUCGCUUUGAAAUCAUAUCUUUAUAAACAUGAAGAAUCAUCGUGUAUGAGAAAUCAUUUGAAACAAGAGAAACAAUCAAAAACUGAACAUCAAAAAUCUAGUAAAAAUAAUACAACAAAAUCAACAUUAGCAACAAAAAUAUUACAAAAAGAAUUACAAAAUAAACGUAUACAAGAGCAAUUACAAUAUAAAAUUCAACAAAAUCAACAUCAACAACAACAUCAACCGCAACAUCAAUAUGUUCAACAACAGCACUUAUCAUCAAAUUUGAUUCCAAUGAAUAAUGAAAAUAAUGAAAAUAAUAUUUUAACACAUCAUCAUAAUUACCCAGAAAAACAAUUUUCAAUGGAAAAACAUAUUUUAACAAAUAAUACAUGGCCAGAUUGUCAUCAUACAUCAACAUAUGAUUAUCGAAAUGAUACAAAUAAUUAUAUUUCAUCAGUUUCAUCAUCAUCAUCAACAUGUUCAUCAUCACCAUCAACAGCAGCAGCAUUAGCAGGAACAGCAGCAAUGUCUUUAGAAGAUAAUCAUAAAUCUUAUGUAACUUUAACAACACCAACAGUUGCUGCAUCACAAAGUUUACAUUUAAGUAAUGAUGAUUAUAGCCGUUAUAAUAGUCGUAUUAGUGUUAUUCGUGCACCAAUAUCAUCAUCAUCACUUAUUACGUCAACAAAUUUAGAACAUAUUAUUAUAGCUGCUACAACAUCUUCAUCAACAACUGAUCAACAUCAAAUUAAUUAUUUUCAUAAUCAAGAGAAUCCAGUUGAUUAUUCACCAAAAAAUCAAUUUACACAUUCAACAAAGACAAGUCCUUUUGAAUUGACUCGUAGUUAUGCAAUGGCUUUUUAAAAAAUAAAUAAAAAUAGAAGUAGGGUUGAUAUUAAGUCAUUUGCAAUAUAAUUUAAUUAAAAUAUUGUAAUGAUAUUGUAAUACUUACAUGUUAUGUACAUAUAAGAUUUUUUGAAAAGUUUAUACUUUUUGCCAUUUCAUACGUUCAUUAAUUAUGCACUUUAGUAUUUUCAUCAUAAUUCUUUUUUAAA